Coffea eugenioides is the source of this 1950-nucleotide messenger RNA. Its product is annotated as probable glucan 1,3-beta-glucosidase A. Gene Ontology annotation, cellular component: cytoplasm; actin cytoskeleton. Bases 94 to 1698 code for a protein of 534 amino acids. Gene Ontology annotation, molecular function: hydrolase activity, hydrolyzing O-glycosyl compounds; protein-macromolecule adaptor activity; actin filament binding. The transcript is spliced from 10 exons. The record is from RefSeq and is a predicted model, not a curated record. NCBI's taxonomy places the organism in Eukaryota, Viridiplantae, Streptophyta, Magnoliopsida, Gentianales, Rubiaceae. Gene Ontology annotation, biological process: actin filament bundle assembly; establishment or maintenance of cell polarity; cell migration.
CUUUUUCUCUUUAUUUGGCUUCUACACGCUUUCUGCUGAAGAUGGAUUCUUCGAAAAUCUUCGACGAUAGUGUCUGAUUCUUGCCGCAUUUUCAUGGGACUUGCUUUCUGCAAAAGAGCCAUUGCAUUUCUUCUUUCUUGUUGGCUGCUUUUCUGCGUUGCAUGCUCAGUGGAGGGACUGCAUGAAGAUUCAAAAGUAAGAGGAGUGAACUUGGGUGGUUGGUUAGUAAUAGAAGGGUGGAUAAAGCCUUCUCUUUUUGACGGAAUUCCCAAUGGAGAAAUGCUUGAUGGAACAGAGGUGCAAUUAAAGUCCGUGAUGUUGCAGAAGUAUGUCUCAGCUGAUAAUGGAGGUGGGAUGAAUGUUACAGUUGAUAGAGAUACUCCUUUAUCAUGGGAAACUUUCAGGUUAUGGAGAGUCUCUGAAUCAAUCUUUCAGUUUCGUACUUCUCAAGGCCAAUUUCUGACUUGCAAUGGCAGUGGAAGUGUGGUGACUGCCAGUGCAGAAUCAGCUUCUGCUACAGAAACCUUUUACCUUGAGAGAAACAAGGAGAAUAGGAUUCACAUUAAACUUAAAAGUGGAACUUAUCUCCAGGCUUCAAACUCGAACCAGCUCACAGCAGACUAUCCUGGAACACCUGGUUGGGAUGAUAAUGCUGCCACAUUCGAGAUGACCAUAACAGCAAAUAACCUGCAUGGUGAUUACCAGCUUGCUAAUGGAUAUGGGUACAAUAAGGGAAAAGAGGUUCUUAAGAAGCACAGAAACACAUUCAUCACCAUCGAAGAUUUUGACUUUCUGUACAGAAAUGGGAUAAAUACUGUUAGAAUACCAGUUGGUUGGUGGAUAGCUUUUGAUCCCAAUCCUCCAGCUCCUUUCAUUGAUGGCAGCUUGGAAGCUCUCGAUAAUGCAUUUUCAUGGGCUCUAGCCUACAGCAUAAAGUGCAUAAUAGACCUUCAUGCCGCUCCAGGCUCACAAAAUGGAAUGGAACAUAGUGCCAGUAGGGAUGGUACAACAGGGUGGUCGUCUCCAGAUUUCAUCUUACAAACAUUGGAUGUCAUUGAAUUCCUCGCUUCCAGAUAUGCCCAGCAUCCUUCCUUGCUGGGAAUUGAACUUCUAAAUGAGCCAUGGGCUGCCACAGUUCCAUUGGAUGUCCUUGUUUCAUUUUACGAGCAGGGAUAUCAGAUUGUUCGUAAAUACUCGUCCAGUGCGUAUGUGAUAUUCUGCCAGAGAAUUGGAGAUGCAGAUCCAUUUGAACUCUAUCAAGCUAACUUAGGCUCAAUAAACACAGUAGUUGAUUUGCACUACUACAAUAUGUUUGACCCAUCCUUUUCUAACAUGAGUACACUGGCCAAUAUUGAAUUCAUAUACAAGAGCAGAGAAUCCCAAAUACAAGCUCUAAACAGUGCCAAUGGUCCACUUGUUUUUGUAGGUGAGUGGGUGAAUGAGUGGAAUCAGACCACUGGAACCCAAACAGAUUAUCAAAAUUUUGGCACAGCCCAGUUAGAGGUGUAUAAUGCAGCUUCCUUUGGGUGGGCUUAUUGGACACUCAAAAAUGACAGGAUGCACUGGGAUUUUGAGUGGAACAUCCGCAACAACUAUCUUCAACUACAGCUGGGUUGUACGUCAAGCAGGCAAAUUUCAAACAUAAUCCUGUUGCCUGUAUUGGUGUGCUGCUGCUUCUUUCAACAUCAUUUGUUGUGAGAGAUGGUGUUAAAACUUCUGUUAUGGCACAAAAAUCAGUGACAAAAUCUGAAAGUAGCUUAUUCUUUGCCUGUUCUGCUCAGGCACAAGCAUCACACUCUAAUGUUUUUUUAUUAUUUGAAGGUGAUUCUGGAAAAAGAAUGUUCCAAAACCCCCAUCAACAAGGGGAAUAGUCUUGUUACAACAUUGUAGCUAAAUUUUGUAAUACACUGGAAUACAAAAUGAAAAUGCAUGCUUUUAAGUUUCUUUCAA